Molecule: messenger RNA, 4433 nt
Organism: Sphaerulina musiva SO2202
Lineage: Eukaryota; Fungi; Ascomycota; Dothideomycetes; Mycosphaerellales; Mycosphaerellaceae
Product: RNB-domain-containing protein
Exons: 1
Coding region: 54-4262 (1402 amino acids)
Biological process (GO): mRNA catabolic process
Cellular component (GO): exosome (RNase complex); P-body
Molecular function (GO): RNA binding; 3'-5'-RNA exonuclease activity
Source: RefSeq, a predicted model, not a curated record
AACAGGAGCAGAGGAGCAGAGGACCGAGGAAGAGCAGGAGGAAGAGGAAGAGGAUGUUGACAUCGCGACAUGGCGCUCUCGGGCAGACGAGUGGCAAGGCGACGGCGUGGGUGUGCCUCAGUUGCCGGACAAAACGACACCGCAGAGGCCAACACACGGUAGCGGACACCAACACGACGACCGAUGUGGUGGAUGGUCACGGACGGCCCAUCGUCAGAAGACACAUGAUUGGCAACAGAAUCAAGCGUCCGCGAGUCGAGACGCACUCAUGGGAAAAGGCGAAGAUUGGAAUACCGGCUGUAGAGUAUGCCGAAAAAAUCGCCUGCUUGGAUAUCAAGUCAUUUGCCGAGCAUGUUCACCCAAGCAUCGGCCAGGAGCUCCAGAUCAAGUUCUCAAAGGGGCGGAGGCUCAAGGCGAAGGUUAGAGAUCACAAAGUUGCAGAGGGUGCUAGGCGCUACGACUGGACGGUUGGCCCCAAGCCAUCGGCUUUCAGGAAAGGCUCUUGGAUGUCUAUUAACCACGAGGGUUUCAAAUUUGAUAUUGAAGCAGCCUCGGAUGAAUCGAUCCAGAGGGCUUCCGGGACAGGAAAGGGCAAAGGUCCAGCUAGUCAAGAGCUUGCCUUCGAGCAGAGUGACGGUUCCUUCUUAGCCAGGAAGAAGUUGCACAACAGUCGUGUUGGCAGACACUCAGAGGAGUUGCUUAUGGCCAUCGAUGAGCAGAAGUCCGCGAUUCAAGACAUGGAAGCAGCACGGAAGAAUGAGCGAGCCCAAGUCGCCGCCAACCAGGAGAGCACCGUGAGCAGCGCAGCUGCUACAGCUCGACCAACCUCGUCUGAAAACGAUUUUGCAGAGCAGAGGAUCCUGGAUCGCUCCUCUUGGGGGAAUAUCGCUGUCUAUCAGAAUCCCAACCAUGACUUUCUGGGAUUAGUUUCAAGACAAUGUGCACAGCAUGCUAAUGACAAGCAGAAGCCGUGUCCCGCCCUGCCGAGGUUGAGUUCAUACAAUCUAUCUCGAACUUGGCCAAUGCAGUCAAACGUGAGACACAUAUUCGCCUGGCAGACAGCGCAGCCAGCCCAGCAGCUUCGAGCCUACCACUCUUCGCAUACACAUGAUCUACAAGUUGCCCCAGCAGAGAGCUUGGACAGCUUUGAACGCUCCAGUGCCAACGUUGAUGCAUCUACCAAGCCUCCUGAUCCAAUCUCCGAGAAGCGUGGUGGAAUCAGAGCACAGCUACGACAGUGGCAAGAAUUGCAUGGCCGCGAGGAACUUAUGCCGGACUUACCUCCUGAGGACGAUGGACCGAUUGAUUUCGAGACACCAUACAACAGCCUAACACGACUACCGAAUGCGCAGAGCAUGAACCAAGAGGCUGAAAAAGCAAGCGAAGAGAAUGAUCGCAUUGCAUUCUUCAGUGACAACAAGGAAGGUUUUGAAGGCACCUCCAAAGAGCAGAGCCGUUUCUUGGAACCUGGGGAUUUAGUCGAGCUGGAAUUUUUGCACACAGAGAGGGAAAGCGUGAUGGCCAUCUACGUUCGCAGAGUUGCGAAAGGUACGGGCCAGUUCCUUACCUUGAACGGGCGUUGGCAGCACGUAAAUGAGGGUGCCAUACCUUUCAGUGUUCCCGGCUGGAUUAAUCCAAAGAUGCUAGAACCUUUGCUCAAGUACCUGCCAGAUCCUCAGAACGAGGCUGAUCUCAAGCAGCUCCGGUUGCAGUCCAAGACUGAAGAUCUCGACGUACCCAGGGAAGUUUCAUCUCAUCUCGUUGCCCGUCUUCAGGAAUUUGCGGAUGAAGUGCGCGAGCUGUAUCGGCGCAAUGCCAGUGCAUUGGACGAUGCUCACAACCUCCUGGCCCACGAAACCGAUCUUCGCUAUGGAUCAGUUGUCUCGGCGGCAGCGACACUUCUCAAUAUGCCCGUGAGUAAGCUGCCAUUGGCGGCACUCUUCACAGUCCGCAAAGCGCUUGCAAAUGGUGGUUUUGGUUUCAACAUUGAUCGCCGUUCCCACCGCUUGACGGGUUACAUGCAGAUUCGCAGCAAAGAACAGGUCAGAAUGGUGGAGCAAGUGCGUGUAUGGAUCCGGCAGUGGCAGGAAGAUUCGGCACUGAAGGCGAGCAUGGACGCAGAACGUGCUAGGAAGUACAGGUCGACCAAAGGAGCUCAAAUCAUGUACAGCUUCCUCGAGAAGUCCCGCAGGAUCAUCCAAAGACAGCGACAAAACCGCGACGCUGUGCCGGAAUCUGGCAAUGUAGGUCCCAGCAAGACGCGACUGUCUUUGCAAAUGCAUAAAGAGACCGUCUCGGUCGAGAUGGGCAAUGAAUUCACUGAGGAAGAGUCCCAAAUUGUAAAGUUCAUCGAAGCAUGGUGCUGCAGCAACAUGUUUCUUGGUCUCACACGCAUUGAGAGCUUACCGCCACUAAUUUUACAUGCUCUCGGGGUGUAUCCAGACUCCGACCUCAAGAUGUCGAUAGGAUAUUUGUUCUUGCAAGAGCUCGGCACAAUUGUCCCGUACGAGAAUCGUGUCCGUUUCGACCAAUACCUUCUUCUACCCAGCUCGCAGCACAGCAAGCCACUACAGAAAUUGAUGACGGCUGUUCUGGGCAUGAGGGAAACCCCCAACUUUUACGAUUCCAUGUCAGAUCUUCGACACGACUGGAAAGAUCUGCCUGUCUACUGCAUUGAUGAUGCAUCCGCGAAGGAGAUUGAUGAUGGCCUCUCUAUUGAGGAUGCUGGUGUUGGUGCGGAUGGGAAGCAGCAGCACUGGAUGCACAUCCACAUUGCCAAUCCUACGGCUUUCUUCAGUCGCGAUCAUCCGCUCGCGAAGAUGGCCCGGCACAUGGGCGAGACACUGUAUAUGCCCGAACGCACCUACAUGAUGUUGCCGCAAUGGUCCACAGCCCGUCACUUUAGUCUGGCGCCCAACAGGCCAUGUCUGACCUUCAGUGCGAAGAUCGAUUGUGACGGCCACUUGCUGGAGACCAAGGUGAGACCCGGCAUUAUUCGGAACGUUUUUCGCGUUACGUACGAUGAGAUCCAAGAAGUGCUGGGAGAUGGAGGUCGUCACGUGCAACCUGAAAAGAUCAUCCUCACUGUCGGAGGCGCACCUCCGCCCUCCCGUGAUCACAUUAGUGACGCCGGAAUCCUCGCGGACGGGAACUUGAGCGAUAUUCGGAAACUCAGGGAUCUCGCCCUCGCCCGGUCUGCAAUCCGAAGAAGAGCAGGUGGUAUCUUCUUUGAGCAACAUCAUCCCGACAUGCGCGUGUGGCAGGGCACCAGAAGUCCAGGUCUCGCGUGGGACCAUCCUCACCGCAAAGGCUCACGCACCAUCCGCGGCGAUCCUAUCAUUCAAAUGCAAUCGCAACGCCUGGUCAACUACUUUACGGCCUCUCGAGAAAAUUCCCAAGUCCUCGUCAGCGAAGCCAUGUUGUUGUGUUCGGAGAUCGCUGCCAGAUACUGCGCUGAUCGGAACAUCCCCAUCAUAUACCGUGGCACCGUGGACAUCGCUCUGCCUGGAGACGAGCAACCGAAAGAACAACAAUGGAAAGAUUUCCUCGCCCAAGGCAAAGACCUCCCCAUGCAUCUCGGCCUCCCCUACCUCCACUCUUUCGGCCACACGGUCCUCCGCACUCGGCCUCUGAAACACGCCUAUCUCGGAAUGGACUACUACGCCAAAGUCACUUCUCCCCUGCGAAGAUACGGGGACAUGAUUCUUCACUGGCAAAUCGAAGCCGCUCUGAGAUAUGAGGCGUCAUCGGGGCAGAGUUUGCUCGCGCAAGCGAACGACAAGAAUGCAAAACAUGACCGAACCUUUCUCCCCUUCUCCACUUCGGCGCUCGAAACCAUCAUGGUCGGUCUCCAACCGCGAGAAACCAUGAUCACUCGCGCGAAACGGUACUCGAACGAUUUCUGGGCUGCCAUGCUUCUUUUCCGCAUGUUCCACUACAAAGAAGGUGGUGCCGGACCAGUGCCCACCUCGACCGAUGUGUCCUUUGCUGGUGCUCUGCCACCUGGAGAAGGUGGGUUCCCCUACGAGACGUUGACGGUAUUUCUCCCGAAUAGCCCCGACGGCGCGAGGCAUGACACCCUCGGUGGUAUUUGUUUGGAGAUGAGUGUGGGAGUCGAAAUGAUGAAACCAGGGUAUGUGGAUUCGGGAAUGGAGCAGCCUAUGCAGGGUGAUGUGUGGGAGGUAGGUUUAGAGAGGGUCGACGUGUACCUUCGGAAGAUUGUUUGUCGGCCGAAGCGGUUGGUAGGGAGAGAUGCGUUAUAAUCUUUAUUGAUUGGGGAUUUGUGAAAUUAUAGAUGAUAAAUGCGGGUAGGAGGAAGGUUCUACUCCAAUACCUAAGGUACGUAAACUUACCCAUAGGUACUUCAUCGACGUCGUUCCUAGCAGCAAAAAAGACUCGUACUCUUCUCUAUAUAGACGCGGGCUACUCUUUCC